AUGCUUUGGCUAUCCCAAUCGGAGACGCUGACCGUGGCGUCGUCGUUUAUUCGAGGCACAAAACUAUGGCAGUGGCUCCUCUUGGCCGGGGGCAUUUUUCUGAUUUGGACCACCCUCGUUGCCAUAUAUGAUGUUUUCUUUCACCCUCUGGCCAAAUAUCCUGGACCAAGGCUGGCGCGCAUAACAGAUACAUGGGCGGCGUAUUAUUACUCCUCAGGGAAAUGGCCAUGGGUCGUCGAACGGACCAUAAAGAGAUACGGUGACAUUGUUCGGAUUGGGCCAAACUCACUGGUUUUCCUGGAGCCUCAAGCGGCAAUUGAUGUCCAUUGUGCGAAAAGAGACCUGAAAGAUACCUUCAUCAAGACACCGCUGAUGGACGGCCUUGGCGACGAGGAUGACGGACUGCUCUGGGAGAGGAAUCCCGAAAAACACCGUGCCGUCUCCAAGAUGAUGUCUCCUGCUUUCAGUGGCAACUCUUUGAGGGCAAAAUUACCUACCUUGAACAAACACAUUGACUUGAUGAUAUCGCAAAUGAGGGCACACGGCCAAGAAGAAGCAGGACUCGAUGUCAGUCAGUGGUUUACGUGGCUGGCCAUGGACUCUGCCGUGGACCUUGCCUGUGGAUGGGAGCUGCAUGAGCUUCGAGACAUGAAGAGUCAUGCCUUUCUCGAGGGUAUGGAUGCAGGCUGCAUGCUGGCCAUUGUCCUAUCCACAACGAAGAUCGCCCCAAUUCUAACACCGGUCGUGAUGCUGCUCACACCCUGGCGACUUAUGCGUGUGUUUCCGCAAAUGAUCUCGAGCCUGAGGGCCAUGGUAACCGAUCGCAUCGAGAGGCGAAACAAUCUCAAGCACCCAGAUUUCUGCGAACAGCUUCUACCGCCGACGAAAGAGUCAGAGAUGAAGGGCGCGCAGAUGCGACACAUCGGGACCGUCAUAGGGCAGCUGAUCAUUGGAGGCUAUGACACCACGUCCGUGACAACGUACAUGAUGUUCUACUUCAGUCUGCGUCACCCUGAGGUGUUGGAAGAGCUGAAGCGCGAAAUCCGAAGCAACUUUUCCCGCUACGAGGACCUCACUGCUGAUAAUCUCCGGGGCUUGCCUUGGCUCAAUGCUUGCAUGCAGGAGACUCUGCGAGUCGUCACAGUAGCUACGCAUCAUUCACUGCCGCGAAUCAGUCCGGGAGCCAUGGUGAACGGUACAUAUGUUCCCAAGGGAGUCAUAGUCCGUACUUCAUUGUUCACUUAUAACCGUAGUGAUCGCUUCUUCCAUGACCCAGCAAGCUUCAGACCCGAGCGCUGGCUGUCGCCCAACCACCCAAAGUACGACUCCGUGUUUGCUAGCGACGAUCACCGAGGCUACAUGCCCUUCAUUAUGGGCCCUAGGCAGUGUCCGGGACGAGAGCUUGCCAAGAUAACGUUCCGCCUCGUAGUUUCCAAGCUCCUAUGGUCUUUUGACGUGGAGCAGGUAUCCAAACAGCUGGAGUUUGACAAGGACUUUCGUGUUUACAGCAUCUGGAUGAAGCCUGAGCUCCGAAUGCGUUUCUUGCCCGUCAAGAGGGAUUCACAACAUGGGGCAGAGUGA
Molecule: messenger RNA, 1581 nt
Organism: Clonostachys byssicola
Lineage: Eukaryota; Fungi; Ascomycota; Sordariomycetes; Hypocreales; Bionectriaceae
Source: the annotation of a GenBank genome assembly